This is a messenger RNA of Paramecium primaurelia, 449 nucleotides long. The record is from the annotation of a GenBank genome assembly. Lineage: Eukaryota; Ciliophora; Oligohymenophorea; Peniculida; Parameciidae.
AUGGAUAAAAAUCUAGAAGUUUCUGAUUUAAGUUCAAUUAAACCAAUAAGAGUUAGUAAUAAUAGUGAAUUGAUUUAUUUUAAUAUUGCUAAAACAGUAAAUGAUUUUAUAUAGUUAGAUUGAUAUCAAUAUUCUUUAAGGAGUAGAAAUAGAUUUACAAAAUAAGGAAGUUCAAGUAUUUUAAAAUGGUGAUGUUGCUUUUGGUGUUUAAGUGAUAGAAGAUAUAACAUGUAAACAAAUAGUGCCAUUAUUCAUAAAUCAUGGAAAAUUUGAGAGUAAUUAAACGCAAAUAAGUGUUAGAGAAAGAAAUAAGCAAAGUUGUAAACAUAUUUGAGACUGUACCAAUGACUGGAAUAAAGAGAAGAGCAAUAAAAAAAAUAUAACCUGUAAAAAAUAAGAUUUUACUUUUAGAGAAGCUUAAUAAAUAAGAAUUGAUUGAUAGAUUAGGG